Messenger RNA from Trachymyrmex septentrionalis, 3679 nucleotides. RefSeq lists its product as uncharacterized. NCBI's taxonomy places the organism in Eukaryota, Metazoa, Arthropoda, Insecta, Hymenoptera, Formicidae. The record is from RefSeq and is a predicted model, not a curated record. The transcript is spliced from 6 exons. The coding region runs from base 297 to 2186 and encodes 629 amino acids.
CCCAAGUCACCGGUGUCUUUCGACCGAAUCGAGUAUCUGAUAAUCUAUACUGAAUACCGACAAUAUCUUUUCUCCGACGCUCUAACCGCGUAAAAAAAAAAAAGACAAAAAGAAGAUUUUUCCCUCUCGAGAGUUUCGGCCAGUCCCAAGGUGGGAGAGCCGCCAACGAAGAAGAGAAGCCUCUAUAAGGGAGGAUACGCGGCAGCAAGAAGUCACAAGUGCCAAGUGUGUGUGCCAAUAGGAUUAUAUCGAGCUUCCCACUGAACCACGAAGAGGAAAAGAGAGAGGACACGCACAUGAUGGAGAGGACGUGGCGGAAUAUACGGAAGACGGUCUUUCUUUUAUUGCUGUCCUUACUAUUGGCCAGUGUACGAAGUGAAGCACCGUUGGUUGACAGCAGUGCGUUGCCUCUGGAACACAGAUCCGUCUAUGGAGCUCCAGCUCAAUAUGGCCCACCAGUAGCUCACGAGGAAAAUUGGCCACUGGCGUCGCCUGAUACUCCACAGAUCAAGCAUCUGCAGGUGCAAUGCGAGAAAACGCACAUGCGAGUAAAUAUCGAGUUCGAUCGGCCGUUCUACGGUAUGAUCUUUAGUAAGGGCUUCUACUCGGAUCCGCACUGCGUUCAUUUGAAGCCCGGUACCGGCCACUUGAGCGCAACCUUCGAGAUCUUCCUCAAUUCAUGCGGCAUGAGCUCGUCGGCGAAUCACAACGUCGCUGCUUAUGGCGCCCCGACGCCAUCCGGUAGCUACGUGGAGAAUACUAUUAUCGUGCAAUACGAUCCGUACGUGCAGGAAGUGUGGGAUCAAGCGAGGAAGCUGCGUUGUACUUGGUACGACUUUUACGAGAAGGCGGUCACCUUCAGGCCAUUCCAGGUUGACAUGCUACACGCCGUCACCGCCAACUUCCUCGGCGACAACCUGCAGUGUUGGAUGCAGAUACAAGUCGGUAAAGGUCCUUGGGCCAGCGAGGUGUCCGGCAUCGUCAAAAUCGGUCAGACCAUGACGAUGGUACUGGCUAUCAAGGAUGACGAGAACAAGUUCGACAUGCUGGUGAGAAAUUGCGUCGCUCACGAUGGCAAGAGGGCACCGAUUCAAUUGGUCGAUCAGUACGGUUGCGUAGUCAGGCCGAAGAUCAUGUCCAGGUUCCAGAAGAUCAAGAACUUCGGCCCGAGUGCGUCAGUUGUUAGCUUCGCCUAUUUCCAAGCCUUUAAAUUCCCCGACAGCAUGAACGUCCAUUUCCAGUGCGUAAUUCAAGUCUGCCGGUACAAUUGCCCCGAGCCCAAGUGUGGACAUCCUGGUCUUGAGUACGACACACCUGCCGGCGGCAUUACUCACGGAUAUGGCACACCGGUCUCGCAAGGUCUUUCUUCGGAGUACGGUACCCCUGUGCCCGAAUACGUCGUACCACCGGCACCAUAUCCUGAUCCGCGACAUCCCAGCGGACCGACCGGAUCGUACAGUGAACUGAAUCCGGACGUCGUUCCGGCACCGCAAGCACAGACCUCGUCCUCUUCACCCAGCUCGACGCCGGGUGACGCUACGGCGAGUAGCUCACCCCAAAGUCCCCAAGAUAAUAUCCAUCUCCCUCCGCCUCCUCUGCCCGGCCAUCGAGCGCCAUAUCAAACUGUAUCAAAGCGAAAAGGAACCGUUGGCACAGACGAGCUUGAAGGUAAUCUAGUCGUCCUUGGAGGUCGGCCAAGGUCGGUUGAAGGUUUUCCGGCUGAGCUCAGAGGCGCUAGGAGGCGAAGGCAUGACGAGCCGCACGAAGAUGAUGAAAGCAACAUCUAUCACACGGUGACCCUAUUCUCCACCCAUGUGUACAAACGAGCGGCACAGGAGAUGACGGAUGUGAACACUUCGAGGGUCAUCCAAGUGGUCGCACCGGGCGACGUCAACUUUGCGCUGGGUACAACAAACUCUAGCAAUGAUACCACCGUGGUCAUACAGAACGCUGCAUCUACCGAUCCAGAGACGAUUUGCAUGAGCCUACCGGGUUUCGUGGGCGGUCUGGUGAUGCUGUUGCUGGUCGUUGUGGUGGCUUCUCUCGUCGCAGCCUUCCUCUUCGUCAGGGUGCGCGCCGUGGACCGCAAGAACGCUGCGAUAGGCGGGAACGGCUUCGUCCAUCCGGCGUACGCAACUGAGAAUUGUAGCAUGCCGAACCCGGAGUUCGUGAAAGUCGCCAACUGAAGAGGCAUAUACGGUGCGCAAAAUCAAAAAAACUUGCCGCAGAAGAGAAAGAAGAGAUCCCCCUCCGGAGGAUCGUCGACCUCGACGACGGGCAAUGCUUCGGGACCAGCUAUUUCAUCCGAAACGGAACUAAAGACACGUGACCAAACGUCGGAGAUUCUCCUCGUCGAAAGUUGCAACCGCGUUUCUCUUCUCUCUCUUUCUCCUUUUCCAUCUAGGUAGCCGAUAGCUUCGCGUCUAAUCUAGUCGCGUCAAUCCGCUUCUCGUCGAAUCGAGGGAGACAAUAACUAGAUCGGUAUUGAGAGGGUAUGAAUUCGAUUGAAUGAGGAAGACGAGAGGGAUCUUCGAGUAGAGUAUGUAAAUAAGAGACCCGGAAGCACGGGCGAUUUGACGAGGAAAUAGCGGAAUGGAGAGGAGAGGAAGGUAAACGGGAAAGAGGAGCCACUGAUGCGUGUUCUACCGAUCGUUCGCGGUCGGAAUCAGCUUUUUUACCAAUCAUCGCGAUCGAUGGAGCGCGCGUCACAUGAAUAUCGCUUCGUGAUCACCGCGGCGUCACCGAGUAGCAUCAACGUAAUUUCUACGUCUCGACGAUUACUCGACGGUCUGCCCGACGGCAGCUCGGUAUCAGGGAACGAGAGAUCGAUCGCGCAAUCGCCAGAGUAGUCUCUAAGGAGGGCAUUGUAAAUAAGUCGCGCAGAUAGUCAGACGGCCCUUCAGGACCCGCUUUCAGGUCUCGCGUCUCUCCGAUCACCGUGUGUACACGCUAUUAUUUAUCACACGCAUCGUAUACUUCAACGAGUGUUUCUUCUUAUCGCCUUUGUUGUACCUCAUCGUAUUUUUUGUUGUGCCCCGUGCUGGCGACUUCCGCGGAGAACUGCGCACGAGCUCGCGUCGCGACGCUCGACGUCAUACGCCGACGUCGACGACGGUGCUCGGUGGUAUCGUUAUUUCGCGUUCUUAAAUCUCAAGCAGUUCACCGAGCGCUCCCGGGAAACAUGUUUGUCUCGAAAUUGGGCUGCAGAAUCAUCGAAACACAACGCUCGUCCUCUGAAAGUUUAAUUUAGGGCGGAGAAUCGUCGCCUCUAGAACGAGGAACGCUCGCUAAGCUGUUUAAGAUACAAUGAGAAGACUCUAUUUAUUAUCUCCCUCUCUAUCCUUUUUCUAACUCUACACUCUGAUCGAUCUAACUUAAUUUAUUGAUCAAAAUUAUACGACAUUAUCCUUUCGUUACUUUACUUCGCUUAGUACUUAAGAUAUUCGUCGAGGAAUAUUCCCGGAAUUUGGGAAUAUGUUUUACGUAUGUGUUUUAAGCACACACACAUACACAUACAACACAUACAUAAAUAUAUAAAUACAUUUAUACAUACUGACAUACAUAUAAAUACAUUCAUACAUACUGACAUAUACACGACACGUAAAACAUAAGAUCACACAUACAAUGCGCGAAAUGUGUUGUAUAUGUUAUUAUACUAGCGCGAAAAAAAAUGUAUCCA